Molecule: messenger RNA, 5931 nt
Organism: Pseudophryne corroboree (corroboree frog)
Lineage: Eukaryota; Metazoa; Chordata; Amphibia; Anura; Myobatrachidae
Product: alpha-2-macroglobulin-like protein 1
Exons: 40
Coding region: 1088-5764 (1558 amino acids)
Cellular component (GO): extracellular region
Molecular function (GO): endopeptidase inhibitor activity
Source: RefSeq, a predicted model, not a curated record
GUUUGUGAGAUUCACUUAAGAGCAGCUUUAAGCAGCCUGUGGAUUUCCAGCUUUGUGGAACUACAAAUCUGUCAGGAUCCUGAACUACAGAAUUUCAUACAUGUGCUAAGUGUUCCUGGAGCCUUACCUCCUGAUCUGCACGGCUUUCAGGGAUUCUCCCAGUCUUGCAAAGCUCCGUACAGACUUCUGCUUCCUAGCUACAGCAUGCGCUGAUGUUAUAACCUGCAGUCUGUGUUACUCACUCCUGAUGAAGCCACCAGCUUCUGGUCUCUCUGUUCAUUGUGUCCACAUGAAGUUCCCAGUAGCUGCCGCUGUCUCCGUGAUGUCUGCUUCCUAGUAUUUGGGCCUAGUCCAGAGUUCCCUCCACAACUGGACCUGGGUGCAGCCAUAUUUCCUGAUCAGCUGACCAGACUAUUGACUGGGAGUGCUGGUAAUCCUCAGCUGACUCCUUCCACCAAUGGCAGCCCACCUAAGGGUAUAAAGCAGGUCCCCGGGAACAGGAAGGUGCCUGAACGACUGUCAGUGGCUGCAUGGGCCUAUAAGCUGUUCUCAGGCUCUGUGCUGCGUACUCAUUUGGUUCUCCGGUGCUACUCCAUAUUCCCAGCGUUCUCCAGUGCUCUAAGUAUUCACCAGUGUAUCUCAAGUGCUCUAAGUAUUCACCAGUGUAUCUCAAGUCCUUCCACAUGUCUCCAGUGCUGUACGCUAUCAGCUGUCUCCAGUGUUACUCACCAUCGAUUAAACAUCAAUCCUUCCACGUGUGUCCAGUGCUAUCAGUUAUAUCCAGUGUUGCAUACCAUUGGUUAGAACAUCGAUCCUUCUCAGUGUUUCCAGUGUUGUGUGCCAUUGGCUAUCAUCAGUGUCUCCAACAUCGAAUAAACAUCAAUUAUCUUCAAGUGCUUUCAGUUCCGACUACCAUGGGUUAUCUUCAGAGAUCUCCAGCGUCAACUAAUUUCAAUGGUCAUCUGUUGCACUUCUUCUAACUACCAGAUACCUGACCAGGGGGCUGCGACCUGCUUGCCGGGUGCCGCAAAGCCCAAAUCCAAGGCCCAACACCGGGUUGUGACAAAAUUAAGGUCCGGGCACCGUGAUGCGGGCGCUAUGUCUCCUAUUAUCCCUGCAGGUGACACUGGCUCUAAGCGACAGAAUACCAUACUUUGCAGUGAUUAUUCCUCCGGACCUGUAUUACCCAUCAGAUGAGAUGUUCUGCAUCCACACUCCCAAGAACCUUAGCGGAUUCUCUCAUAUAUCUGUGGAUUUAAAGGUCGCAUCCGGAUCCAAGACCCUGUAUACAAUGCAACCCGGCAGCUCCAGGUGGCACUGCGCGUCUUUCCAGGUUCCGGAACCUUCUGCGGCCACAGAGAAUGUAGACAUUGAGGUACAAGGACAUGAGAUUGGAGGCAACAAGAUACAGUUCAGCACCAAAUCUCUGACUGUCCGGAGGAAAAGUAAUGGAACUUUCAUCCAAACUGACAAACCCAAAUAUAAACCAGGACAAAAAGUCAUGUUCCGCAUUGUGACAGUGGAUCAGGAUAUGGAAAUAUCCAAAGAAAAUUACCCGCUGGUCGAGAUCCAGGAUCCCCAGAAGAACCGUCUGGCACAAUGGAAAGAUGUCUCUCCCAAUAAGGGAAUUGUAGACCUCUCCUAUCAGAUGUCUCCUGAGCCUCCACUGGGGGCCUACACUAUAAAGGCCGGAGGCUUUGCUGCAACAUUCGAGGUGGAGGAAUAUGUGCUCCCAAAGUUUGAAGUGACGAUAGAGGGCCCAGCACAGAUCUCAGUCCUGGAUGACGCUGUCUCCGUGUCGGUGUCUGGCAAAUACACAUUCGGAGAAUCCGUCCCAGGAAAUGUGACGCUGAAAAUCUGCCAGAAGAAGAGAUGGUAUGGGUGGUACUGGUGGAGGAGGACGGAGGAGAAGAGGGAAAAGCCUCUGUGUCACAGCGUGACCGCCAUGACCGACCGCUCUGGUAAGCUGCAGGCGCUGGUGAGUCUGUCUCACUUCAGAGCGCGAGAUUCGGACUACUCCCGGCAACUACAGGUGGAGGCGACGCUGGAAGAGGACGGGACAGAUGUGACGUUCAGCUCAACCAAAACCAUCGACAUGAAAUCGGAAAUCACUAAGCUGUCGUUCAAGGACUCCAAGUCUUAUUACCAGCCAGGAGCUCCGUACCGGGGAAAGUUGGUAUUGGAGUCUUAUGAUGGCAAGCCCCUCAGUGGGGAGAAGGUGCACCUCACCACCUCAUUCAAAGGGGAGACCGUGAAAGAGACAUAUAUUACAGACUCUGCGGGAGAGGUCUCAUUCCAGCUGUCUACCUCCUCAUGGGGCAAAAGCUCUGUUACAUUACAGGCCACCACUAACAGGACAGAUGAGCCAUAUGAUUAUGAGAAGGUCUCGGUGCGGUACGGCCGGAGCAGCCUCUAUCUGAAGGACAUACAUGUGGAGACGAAGAACUCAGUGUAUAUCCGCCCGGUUAGGAGUUCGGCGCCGUGUCACCAGUCUGUGAUGGUGACUGUGGAUUACACCAUUGGAGAGGGACAGAAGGACGACGUGGACAUUUGCUAUCUGGUGCUGGUUAAUAAUAAGAUUACCCUUGGAGGCCAGAAGACAGUGAGAGGAAUAAAUGUGGACUCCCUCUCAGGCUCCGUGGACUUCUCCAUCCCAGUCCGUGACAUUUCCCCCUCUGGAAAGCUGCUGGUUGUCACCGUGUCUCAGGACGGUGGAGUCGCCGCAGACACCACAACGGUCAAAGUGACGCCGUGCUUGAAGCAUGCGGUCAGUCUGAAGUUCUCCGAGAGUGAAGCGUUGCCCGGAUCAGACGUCAAACUGAGUCUCCAAGCCAACGGCGACUCCAUGUGCGCCCUGCGUGUGGUGGACAAGAGUGUGGUGAUGAUGAAACCUGAGGCCGAGCUGACGGAGAGCAAGAUGCAGAACCUCGUACAGGCCAAGCGCACCUAUAUAUCCAACUGGCUAAAUUACAGUCUCUGCCAGGAUAAAAAUGUACGAGUUAUCGAUUCUGACAGCGAUUCUGACAGCAAUUCUUUCAGUGUAGAUUCUGACCCCUGGUUAUGGCGUAGUUACUAUCCGGAGAAAAAGAAGGAUGUACAGAACAUAGUGCAGGAUCUCGGACUUUACAUCCUGAGCAGCUGGAAAAUCGCGGCACCGGUGACCUGCAAAUCCUACGGGAACUCAGGACUGAAGUCUGGAUUAAAGAACUCAGGAGGGGAGUCUGAAUCGGAGAACUCGGGACCAGAGUCUGAAUCGGAGAACUCGGGACCGGAGUCUGAAUCGGAGAACUCGGGACCGGAGUCUGAAUCGGAGAACUCGGGACCGGAGUCUGAAUCGGAGAACUCGGGACCGGAGUCUGAAUCGGAGAACUCGGGACCGGAGUCUGAAUUGGAGAAUUCGGGACCUAUUUUAAAUGUCGUGAUUGUGACCUGUCGGGAUUUUGACCGUUGGGAUUUUGAUUAUAUACAGCCAAUGCUUACCUUGGCUAGACCAGCAGCAGGAAGAUCGGCCGCAGCACCAGCUGCUGUACCUAUGUCGGGGGAGAUAGAGAUGGAUGGUUCUUCGCCUCCUUCCUCACCUGACUCUGACAGUGGAGAGAGCUCCGUAGUUCGGGCGUAUUUUCCAGAAAGUUGGAUUUGGAUGCUGCAUCCGGUGAAUUCAUCCGGUUAUGGUGAGGUCCCAGUCACCGUGCCAGACACCAUCACCGAGUGGAGAGCCCAGAUGUUCUGUGCCGGGCCUGGAGGUUUAGGACUCUCUUCUACUGUUCCGCUCAAAGCGUUCCAGCCAUUCUUUGUGGAUAUGGCCCUGCCCUACUCUGUGAAGCAAGGAGAGAGCUUUAUACUCAAGGCCUCAGUGUUCAACUACAUGAGUGACCCUCUCAAGAUUCUGACCACCCUUCCGCCAUCUAAUGACUUCACCAUGAAGAAUAACAUCACCAGUAUGGACCCAUUCUGUCUGGCUGGUGGGGAGAAGAAAACCCUCUCCUGGGAGGUGACCCCCAACAUUAUUGGAGCAAUGAAUGUUUCCAUCAUCGCUGAAACUGUGAGGAGUCAGGACCUGUGUGAGGGGCAGAAGACGAUCGUUCCACAGAGAGGGAGCAGAGAUGUUGUGAUCCAGUCUCUACUGGUGGAGCCCGAGGGGACCAUGGUGGAGCAGACACACAACUCCAUGCUGGUGUGUGAAGGUAAUUCUGUAUCAGAGAAGGUGAAGUUAGAGCUCCCGGCGUCACAUGUCCGGGGGUCGGAGAAAGCGUUUAUCAGUGUUACCGGGAACAUCAUGGGAUCUGCCAUGAACAACCUGGACAAUCUUCUGGCCAUGUCAUCUGGCUGUGGUGAGCAGAACAUGGUCCGCUUUGCCCCAAAUGUCUACGUCCUCCAGUACCUGAAGUCCUCGGGUGACCUGAAGCCGGAUGUCUUGAAGAAAGGGAAAGAGUUCCUGGAGAGCGGACUACAGCGCCAGCUGACGUACAAGCACCCAGAAGGGUGUUACAGCGCCUUUGGCAAAAGUGAUAAGGAGUGCAGCACGUGGCUCACAGCUUUUGUCGUGAAGAGCAUCAGUCAGGGACGAGAUUUUAUGUAUGUUGAUGAGAACCAUCUGAAACAAGGCAUGGACUCCCUGAAGAGUCAGCAGAAGCCCAAUGGAUGCUUCAAGGCAAAGGGCCGACUUCUACAGAAUGCCAUGAAGGGUGGGGUGGACGAUGAGGUCUCUCUCACAGCUUACAUCCUAACUGCCUUACUGGAGUCCGCCAUGGAGCCCAAUGAUCCUGUUGUAGAAAAGUCCCUGCAGUGUAUUACGAAUUCAUCCCUGGAGAAAGCCAGUCUCUACAAACUGGCCCUGAUGUCUUACGCGUUCACACUGGCCAAUCGCACGGAGUCCAGAGCUGCUGCCCUGCAGAAGCUGAUGGAACAAGCCACCAAAGCAGAUGGCUUCAUCUACUGGACUCAGGAGACCAAACCUGACACAGAAUCAUACUGGUCCAAACCCAAGUCCGUGGAUGUUGAGAUGACAGCGUAUGUCCUCCUCGCUUUGGCGUCUAAUGGACCAGUCUCCAAAAAGGAGCUUGGGGUUAUGUUGUCCAUUGUCCGCUGGCUGUCCAAACAGCAGAAUGCAAAUGGUGGUUUCUGCUCCACUCAGGACACCGUUGUCGGCAUUCAGGCUAUGGCAAAGUUUGCCUCCUUAACUUCCACCAAAACUGGCAGCAUGGCCGUGCAGGUGACCACAGAGAGAGGGUUUCAGCUUCAGCUCCAAGUUGAUAACGACAACCGACUUCUCCUGCAGAGGGCGCCACUUCCAGACAUCCCCGGGGAAUACACCGUGACCGCCACCGGGAGUGGGACUGUGUAUAUGCAGGUUGUUCAGCGCUAUCAUACUCCACCCACUGUCAGAAAAUCUGCCUUCGACCUAUCAGCACAAACUCGUUGUGUAAAAAGUGACUUAGUGGAGAUCAAAGUGCAGUUCCGGUAUACGGGGACACGCCCGGCCUCUAACAUGGCGCUGGUGAUGGUGAAUCUGAUGUCUGGAUUUGUUCUACAUGCAGGGUGCAGAGAGACACUGCAGAAUAAUCCGCUGGUGAAACGCGUGGAGACCUCAGAGGACCAGGUGACCGUCUACAUGGAGAAGGUCACGUCUGAGCCCCAGACCCUGGAGAUCCUGGCUGAGCGGAGAGUCCUAGUGACCGGCCUGAAACCCGCCAUCAUUAAAGUCUUAGACUAUUACCUGCCAGAUGAAGAAAAGACAAUUGACUACCUGCAGACCUGCUCCUGAGAGACAGUGAUUGCCGCAUGGACAGUUGGGCUCCGCCCCGAAGUAUCAUCCCUGCAGCGCUUCAUCCCAUCCCCGAUGGGCCUGGGGGUCCUCCCCCCACCCUCAGUGCCCCCCCCCCCCCCCCCACACCCCACUGCCCCCAGUGAUCACAUCCACCGACCAUUUAC